Talaromyces atroroseus is the source of this 1638-nucleotide messenger RNA. RefSeq lists its product as hypothetical. NCBI's taxonomy places the organism in Eukaryota, Fungi, Ascomycota, Eurotiomycetes, Eurotiales, Trichocomaceae. Gene Ontology annotation, molecular function: carbohydrate:proton symporter activity. The record is from RefSeq and is a predicted model, not a curated record. The coding region runs from base 1 to 1638 and encodes 545 amino acids. Gene Ontology annotation, cellular component: membrane. The transcript has 9 exons. Gene Ontology annotation, biological process: transmembrane transport; carbohydrate transport.
AUGAAGCCCUUUAGUGCACCUUACGCCGUAUUUACGGAUCGUUUACGAAACCGAGGCCAGAAGACUGCAUGGAUAGAAUAUACAAUUACAGCAACAUGUGCCAUUGGUAACAUGCUUUUUGGUUAUGACCAAGGGGUGAUGGGUGGAUUCUUGACGUCGACAUCCUUCGCAAACACAUUUCCCUCUAUCUCGUCAGAUGGGGGCAACUCGACUCUUCAGGGAUUCGUCGUUGCGGUUUAUGAAAUCGGAUGUGCCGUGGGGGCUCUCAGUGUUAUCUUUGGUGGUGAUCGAUACGGGCGACGAGUAACUGUCAUGUGUGGUCAGACCAUUCUUAUAAUUGGCGCGAUAUUGCAGUUUACGUCGUAUAGCCUUUCCCAACUCAUCGUUGGACGUAUAGUUACCGGAGUUGGUAAUGGAAUGGCUGUUGCCGUUCUUCCAACAUGGAAUGGAGAGUGUUCACGAUCAAGCAAUCGCGGAAGAGCAGUCUUGUGGCAGCUCAACGUCAAUAUUCUCGGUAUUGCGAUUGCGUAUUGGGUAGACUACGGUGUCAACGAGUCAUCGUUGACUGGAAACACGGAUUGGUCCUGGAGAUUUCCGUUAUCACUGCAAGUUGUGUUCUCAGCAGCUACGAUAAUCUUCUCAUUCUUCUUGCCUGACUCUCCUCGGGCAUUAGUACGGAAGGGCAAAGUGGACGAAGCUCGAGACGUCAUUGACAUGCUGUCACUUGAGAUAGACCCUGUGAAACGGGCCGAAGCCACGAACAUCAGCCUGUCCCUUAUCGAGAAUGCACUUGAAGAAGAAAACACCGAAAACAAGACUAGCUGGAGUGAUGUGUUCACUCAAGGCGAAGGACGCUACUUUCAACGUUUAGUCUUAGCAACCAUGUCACUUUGCAUGUUACAACUUAGUGGCCUCAAUCUAAUCACAAACUACGCGCCGGUCAUCUUUCAAGACACUCUAGGCAUGUCACGGAAUUUGAGUCUACUCAUGGCCGGCUUCAACGGCCUUGAGUAUUGGUUGGCCACAUUCGUUCCCAUUCCACUCAUCGAUCGCGUCGGCCGUCGCCGCAUCAUGCUUUUCUCCGCCAUUGGCCAGACAAUCACCAUGGCUGUCUUGGCUGGAUGCAUUGCGUACCCAAACAGCAAACCAGCUGGCUAUGUCGCUACAGUCGGCCUAUUUGUAUUCAAUACAUUUGCUGGAAUUGGUUUCGAUGGAAUUCCGUUCUUGCUGCCGGUUGAGCUUACACCAUUGCAAACUCGAGGGAAGUCAGUUGCUAUUGCAACGGGAUGUUUCUGGUUAUGCAACUUCUUCGUUGUCAUGAUUUCUCCGGUCCUGAUUGAUAGGAUUAAAUAUGGCACAUAUAUUCUAUGGUGUGGAACGAAUCUAUGCUUUGUUCCACUGAUCUACUUCUUGAUACCCGAAACGUCCAAAGCGGCUUUGGAAGAUAUAGAUGUCUUGUUCCAAACCAGCGGGAGAUGGGUUAUUGGCCCUGGAUCACGGCAGAAGCUCCGAGAUAUUGUCGCGGGUCGUCAGGCUGCGGAAAGCAGUUAUAUCAAAGAGCACCGCGAGUUUGAUAGCAACAAAAGUCAGGUGGAAAUCAUUGAGGAUACUUCGGCGGAUAAACAUUCACAGGUGUAG